AUGGAAUGGCCGCAGCGUCCCGCAAAGAGGCCUCGCUUGCAGACGCCUGAGAAGUUUUCCUCGCGAAAUCCCAUGGUCUUGUGCGAGGAUGAAUAUUUCCAGCCUACUCAAGAACAAUCAAGCGUGCCGGCGACGCCCUACAACUGGGGGGGCAUCGGCGAUUCGACUGGCUCGCAUCAGCCAGGCACGACAAGAGAGACGAGCCUGGAGUGGAUAGCCAACUCGGUUGAAGUUGAAUCGAUUCCCGCGGUUGAACCAGAGUUGGUCUGCUUUGGAUCUCUUCUUAGGGAAUCGGAUCUCGAGUUGUGUGCGGUAUUGGGCUCGACUGAUACGGAAGUUCUCGAGCUCUUCCGUCGAGAAGGAGUAGAAUUCGACCUCUUGUGGGUACCCGACGACCUCCCUAAUACUACUAGAAGGGGAACCUCAGCUGGAGUCUUAUGGGUAACACUCUACGGAGAUAUGGAGCUGGCAGCCGACUUGGGCGAAGUGCUUCAAAACCUUGGCAUCUAUUUACAGGAGCCUAUAUAUGCCCUGAGGGACGUUCUGUACUGGAACCCACAUAAAUUCCAUAACGAUGCAAACAUCUGGACAUCUCACCUGAGGAAGAGCGUGCAUAUCGAGGGCACUUCCGAACGCAUUGAUGCAGCAUUCUCCACUCUCCUUGCUGAAUUUGUAUCUGAGGAUGCAUUGCCAGAGACUGAAGGUUGCCCGCUACUAUUGACAAGCCUGAAAGGACAUCAAAAGCGGGGACUCACGUUUAUGACCCGCCGUGAAAUUGGCUGGGGAUUCGCGAGGAACGAGAUGGACAUCUGGUCGAGGGAGGCUGGACAGAUGGGCCAACCCGUCAACACUCGCCAAGAGUAUCCCCCGAAACCCUUUAAAGGUGGCAUCCUGGCCGACGAGAUGGGCCUUGGCAAGACUUUGAGUGCUAUAUCCCUUAUCGCUCAGGACUACCAAGCAGAAACCGCAUGUAGGCCCACGACCCUCGCCGUAGUUCCAGCGUCUUUAUUGCAAAACUGGGAGAAUGAACUUGCGAAACAUCUCCCACGCAAACAUUUCUCGUGGAGACGCCAUUAUGCAAACCGCCGCCUCGCCAACGCCGAAGAUGUAGCUGGGCAUGACAUCAUCCUCACGACUUAUUCAACUCUGGCAAGCGAGUGGAGGAAUAUGCCAGACAGCUUCUUGUUUACACACCAAUGGCAUCGUAUCAUACUUGAUGAGGCGCACUGCAUCAAAAAUCCAUCCGCAGCCACAACGAAGGCUGCGUAUGCUCUCCAUGGCGACCGGAGAUGGGCUGUUACCGGCACUCCCAUCCAAAACAGACUCCCAGAGCUGUGCAGCCUCUUUCGGUUUCUAAGGGUCAAUCCAUACCAUGAUCGAGAAAGUUUUGAUGAAGAUGUUACGAAUCUCUGGACGUCCGGUCGCGAAGAAGAAGCAGUUUCACGACUGAAGAAUAUUCUCAAAUUCAUCAUGUUGAGACGAUCGAACAAGACUCUCGACCUCCCCGAUCGGGAAGAUACCCAAGUCCUCCUUAGAUUCGGCCCAGACGAACAACGAGAGUACGACUGCGCCAGAGAGACGGCGAUCCGAGCCUUAGACGACAUGGCCGAUUCGGCAAGCUCCAGGAAGGCCUAUAUCAAUGCUCUGUCGAAGAUCAAUGAGCUCAGGAUGAUGUGCAACCACGGACUUGUCGCUCGGCUGAAUUCACAGAGAUCAUUUUCAGAGUUAGCGCCUCCAACUCCCAUGCCACUGCAAGCAACCACUCCCAUCACUCCAAUCACGCAGCAUAGCACAAAGGUUCAAGCUGUUGUCAACGACCUAAGCGCGCAAGGGCAGACCGUCAAGAGGCUUACACUAACCGCGGCAUCGCGUGUUUAUCUCAUGGAGCCGCAAUGGAACCCUGCAAUUGAAGAGCAGGCUCUGGCGAGGGUGUAUAGGCUAGGACAGACCAGGAAUGUUACAACUGUGCGAUACGUCAUCGACGAGUCCAUCGAAAAGUACAUCCUUGAGAUACAAAAGAACAAGAAAGAGCUUACUAGCCUUGUCUUUAAGCCCCGGGAGACUUCGGACGUUAAUAAGAACCGUUUGAGGGAAUUGGGAAAUUUGUUAAGAUAG
Messenger RNA from Scedosporium apiospermum, 2115 nucleotides. RefSeq lists its product as uncharacterized. NCBI's taxonomy places the organism in Eukaryota, Fungi, Ascomycota, Sordariomycetes, Microascales, Microascaceae. The coding region runs from base 1 to 2115 and encodes 704 amino acids. The record is from RefSeq and is a predicted model, not a curated record. Gene Ontology annotation, molecular function: ATP-dependent chromatin remodeler activity; ATP binding. The transcript has 11 exons.